CGCGUCACGUUGACCAAUCACCUUCUGAGGUUUGACUGUUUUCAAAAUCAGACCAAUCGUCUCAACAUUCCUCCGCUGCGACCAAUCAUAGAUCUACUAUGUAGUAUGUGGGCGUAACUUCCCACGGCCAAUCAGACGAUAGGAAAGAGUUUAAACGGUUAACGCGGGCGGUCCUAAAGCGGCUUUGGGGCGGGGCCAUUCAAGUGAGGACGCGUGCUUGAAUUUGAAUCGAGGCAAGAGCGACAAACUUGUAAAGAUAUUAGUCAUGCACUGCAGCAAAACAGAGGACGUAAGCGGUAUGUUAACACUGUAAACCUCACUUUUCUGCUUGUAUUAGUACGUAAAUAUCUGUACCAUUUAUACCAGCUUGGAUUUUAACAGUUAAACAGCUGCCCAGAUCUGAAGCUACAACAAGCACCGCUGUCGGAGGAGAUUACUCUGCACUUGCAAUGAAAGCGAACCGUAAGUAACUUCAGCAACUUAAGUCAUCUAAAACUUGUUUUAUUGGCUUGUUUAUAGUCAAAGUUUAAUGCUUUUUAAAUGUGUUAAAUAACGGGAAUGAAUGGGAGUUAGCACCGCUAGCUGACUAACUCUAACACAGACGUUGAUGAGGGCAUCCAUGGAUGAGUUAUUACUGUGCUUUAAAAUAGAUUAAAGGUGACUUUACCUAUCUAAAAUAUACAACAUUGUGUUAAUAAUCACAUCUGCGGUGAUUCCUGAACUAAAAUAAUGGUUUAAACGUCAGGAAACCUUGUUGUAGCCAAACGUUAGCUGUAUUUGGUCUCAGAGAGGGGAGGGAAAUUUGGGCGCUCACCCUGUUUGACUUCUCAGUCAGGCACUGAGUUCUCCAUCGAUAGAAAACCUAACUUUAUCAGCUUAAUUUGUUAAGUUUAUCUGCUUUAACAUGUAGAUUUUAAACGUUUGACUUUUCACGAAUUCAAAUGUUUUUGCGCGUUAAUAUAGUGUUUGGUUGGACCACCCGGAGAUGCCUUACGUUAGGAGUUUAAAUAUGGAGCCAUAACCUUUUGCCUGAGUGUGUAUUACCAUGGUGGCCACUUCCCUGCUUUAAAUGCAGUGCCAGUAUUUGUUUGACAUCAAUGUGAUAAAGAGUUUGUAAGCCCAGCACUCAGAUGUGAAAUAGUUUUGAGCACCAAAGUUAGAGAAACUCCAGAGGGGCAGACUUAACACUGACAUGUAUUUCUUUUUUUUCUUCUUUUUUUCAGCAAUCCACUGCCAUUGUUCAAAAUGCUACCCGCUUCCAGUUCGUAAGCGGGUCCGUAAGCGAAUGCCACCCCUCACCUUGCUGUCUCUACCUGAGGAGAUCCUCCUGUAUGUGCUCCAGUCCCUCUCUGCUGAGGACCUGCUGUCUGUCAGAGCAGUGAGUAUUCACUUGCCAAUCACAUAGGCCUCCUGUAACCAUUUUGAUUUGUUUGGUUUGUUGAGGCACUAACUCACUUGCCGGCUGUCACAGGUUCACUCCCAGCUGCGGGACAUUGUUGACAACCACUCCAGUGUUUGGGCCGGGGUCAGUUUUAGGGACACUUGGCCCUGCCCAAAAACCUUAUGGCUCUUUGAAAGGUACAGCCACUUCUGUACUUUUAAAACAUUACUUCAACAUUUAUUUAUUUGUCUUUUCUUUGAGUUUAUUUUUUUUCCUUUUAAUCUGAAAAUGUUCUGCUUUUUUUAGAGCUGCUGAAAAAGGGAACUUUGAAGCUGCUGUGAAGCUAGGGAUCGCUUAUUUGUACAAUGAAGGACGUAAGUUGACCUACCAUUUUUGAAUUAGAUGGUUUCAGUUUUGAGGAUUUCUACCAGUUUUUUAUGCUCUACUUGGGUUCCUGCAAAUUAUUAAAAAGAUAUAAUAAAACACUUACAUUGUAUAAUGACACUGUUAGGCCUUAAAGGUCUAAUUUUGCUUUUAAUAAGUGUGCAGCAACCUCGUCCACAGCUCUGCUUUUUUCCUCUCUAAUAGCAUUUCUAAGUGACGAGGGGCGAGCAGAUGUGUGUGGUCGGAAAGCAUCCCACUUUUUCAGCCUUGCAGAGAGCCUUCGUUCCCCCUCAAUAGAUCCCUUCAUCUGGGUGUUCAUCCGUCCCCCAUGGUCAUCCACCGGCAGCUGCUGCAAGGCUGUGGUGUUUCACCAUCUUAAGGCUGAAUGUGAGAGUAGCGUGGUAGGUGUCGCUCUUAAAUCUGAAAUGGUGAAAAGUAUUAUCGGCGAAUAUUGUUGCAAGUGCAUUACUCAUUUUGCACAACUAUUUUUUUUUUCUGCAGGAGAAGAGAGGACCAUUGUUGCACUGUUUGGCCAGAGUUUUGCAGCUAUUUGAAGUGAGUGUGAAACUGAGACUGACUCUGUUUGGGUGUGGUUUGCUAAGUUUCUAUGAGCCCCAAUGAGAAGGUGAAAAGCUCUGAGCUGCUGUCACAGGGGCUACUCAAGAUGGGACAUUUGUAGUUUCAUCCUUUGAGCAUUACUUUACACAGCUUGAAGAACCUUGAUUUGUCUCUCACAUCCUCGCAGCAGCGUUUGUGUUUUGGUUAAACGGUGUUUGACUGAUUUUUACACGCUGGUCUGUUGUUUUUCACCUUAUCUAGGCGGAUGAAAAGCGCCAAGAUGCCAUAUCUAUGCUCAAAGAGUCUGCACAGGCCGGCUGUCUGCCAAGCUCCUACUUGCUGUGGGAGUACAACCGGAAAACAGCAGUGAGUCUCAGCCUUUGAUUCAGUUUUCUAUUUUUUCUUGCAUAUCGACCGUACCUGCAACUCUCUCCAUAUUAAGCUCAAACACAGGCAUAUAUGUGUGUAGAGAAGACAUGGACACCUUUAACUAGAGAAAAUUCAAUUGUACAAAUUGAAGAUCUGCAGGGAAAUAUGAUAACUAGAUCAAAUAAGCAGUUAUGUUUUUUCUCAGUUGGACUUCUUGUUUUGUCUUUCAGAUUGCAGACCCAGGCAGGUACCUCCAAUAUGUGAGAACACUCAGGGACUACGCAGGCAAAGGAUGCUGGAGGGCACAGGUGUGUGUGUGUGUGAUUGAAAGCACACGAUUGCCAUUAUAUAAACCUGGCAGCCAAUUUUGAUGUGUUCCAGUGCGUUCUCAGUCUUGUGAUAACCUUCAUAUUAAGCCUGCAGGUUUAUUCCCUCUCAGCGGUUCAAUGAAAAUGAAAGGUUGUGUGUGACAGCUUUUCAUUUGUCAUGUUUUCUUUCUUUCCUUUUUUUUCUGUUCCGCCUCUCUUCUUUUUUUUAUUUCCCACUCCUCCAUCUGUCCACAGCUGGGUAUUUUUUAUUGAAACACUUUAAGCUGUGUUCAGGGGGCUUGGCACCUGUUGACUUACAGUUCUUGUGAUUUGCUUCUGAAAGCUUUGCUGUUGUGCAGCACUCAAUCACAAAAAUGUGACUCUCCUGAACUCUAAGUUAAAACGGCAGCAAUCUGUUAACCCCCUCUAUUUCUUUCUUUCUUAAUGUAGCCCGGCUGAAAGAUAACUGUCAGUUCACUGAAUUUACAAGCCAAUUUGUAACUUCUCAUCGACUGUAAUGUUUUUUUUUUUUCUCAGCUCUCUCUGGCGAAAGUGUGCAGCAGUGGGAAUCCUCUGGGCUUGGAGUCAAAAGCCCGCUCUGACUUGGUGGCUCAGCUCUUCAGCUGCAGCCCGGCGUCACGUCACUGCACUCAGGACAUCCUCAGACGAGGCAUCAAGGACACCAUGAGGUAGACUGGAACAGAUGUCCGCCAUGAUAUGAUAUAACAGGCAUCACUGGUGAAUAAUAUCUAUGAUGGACAAUGAAAAGAUCCAGGUUUAGUCAUAAAGAUGACUCAGUAUGUUUGGAUCAUCUCAGCUUUCUUUAAUGACAUUAGUAAAGAGCCGCUGAAAUAGAAGACGAACAUCAGCGUGCUGGUCUAAGACUUCCUGCAGAAUCAAGCGAGUAAUCUCCCUUGAAAGAGGGUACAUAUCAUAUUUCCACCCAGCAAAAUUCAUCCACUUCAAUUUGAUACAGACGAUGUAAUCUGACCCAAAUAUAAGAAGACCUUGAUUGCAAGACGACUCCCCCUUCUUAGGAAAAGACCUUGAAUUGGAUUUUUUUGAGCUCUCCGUGAGGAAACCAGUCCCAUUACACCCUUUUCUGACAAGUUUCAUAGCCUACCACAUGGAUCCUAAUGUCUCCCACCGCCUGAGAUAGAUGACACUGGUGGGCAGUGAGAGCCAGCACAUCAUUGUGGUCAUCAAGUGGGCACCUCCCUUUACUGGUGUUUCCUCAAGCUAGGACCACGACACCCUGGAGAGGCUUAACAGUGUGCAGAACCACCCCUCUCCUGGCCAGCUCCAUUCAUAUCCACGAGCAGGACCUCCUUAUCUUCCAGCCUGACUGUUACAGCAUCAGUACCUUUUAAUAGACCCAGUCCUACCUGCCUCUGUUUAUGACCUCGUAAAUAGAAAAGUUUUUAAAGUCUUGUAAUGAAACUGUCAGAGUAAAAUGAAAUUUAAAAAAUGAAGCGGUUACCCCGUAUGCCUCGACUGUUGGACAGUCUCGAAAUCUCUCUGCUGUGUUACUUUUUUACAAACCUCGUCAUGUCAGAGUCAAAACUCUUAACGCUGUUAGUGAGCUUGUCCUCGGAUCACCAUGUCUCUCCAUCUGCCAUCCUUCUGGUGCUGCAGCACUGAGUGACACCUCACUGUCCAAGAGUACGCUCGUUUCACAUAUGACUGGCAGCAUCCACUGACUUGGAGCUUAAUUACUGUCCGACUUUUUCACGAUGUAUUUGAAGGGAAAAAAGCUAAUUUUAUAUUUGGGUCAGUAAAGUAGUUAGUGUAAAACUGAUGUAUAUAUUUAUUUCUUCCCCUGCUUCUUCAGGUACAUCCUGGUGGACUGGCUUGUGGAAGUGACCACCAUGAAGGACUUCUCCAGCCUGACGCUGCAUGUGACAGUAGGCUGUGUGGACCGGUACCUGUCUCUGCGCUCUCUCCCAAAGGCCCGUCUCCAGUUAUUAGGCAUUGCCUGCAUGGUUGUUUGCUCACGGUAAGCAUGCAUUCCUGCAAACUCUGACAAUUUCACGUGUCUUCCUUCUCAGUGGAAACGCAGGAAAUCUCCUUUUUUUUUUUUUUUUUUAACUCUAUAAUAUUUUUAUUACUUUUGUACAGAUCAUUACAGUACAGCUCUUGAAAGCGCACAAGAACACCCCCUUUCCCUCAAGACCCUGUCCACUGCUGGAUAUUCCUAUUACUGUGCUUAAAUAACAAAUUCUGAAGCUAAAACCAAAAAAAAAAAAUAAGUGCUGGAUUUCGGGUUUUGUAGAUGUUGAGAUAAGACGUUGUGAAAUAGAAAGUAAAAAGAAAAUAAGUGAAAUGAACAACUGUACGUUAAGAGAAAUACAUAUGUAGACAAGUCGCUGAAAACCGAAAAAGUCCAUAAAAGAGAGAAGUUAACUUUUUUUUGAACCCGUUUCGAUAAUGCACUUAACCGGGAUAAAUUAAAAAUGCUUCUGUCUAUCUGUUUGGUAUUUUCCAGCUGUAUCAGUACAGAAAUCCUGACGAUACGUGAGGCAAUAUGGCUCACAGACAACUCCUACAAAUACGCAGACCUGGUUCGAAUGAUGGGAGAGGUCGUCUCUGUUCUCAAGGGAAAAAUCAGGGUAAGUGUAGCAAACAUCUCCAUAUGUGAAUAUAAGAAAUUAAAGAAUUUGGGUUUAAAGCAGUAAAUGAAUUGGCUUCCUCUUCAGAGCCCCACACUGCUGGACUACGGGGAGGUGCUGCUGUCUCUGCUCCCUCUGGAAAGACGGACCACUCACCUCUUCAGCUACAUCUGCGAGCUGUCGCUGCUCUACUCCGAUCUCACCUCUAUGCCCCCCGCCAAACUGGCCUGUGCUGCACUGCUGCUUACCCGAGCCCUACAUCACUGUGGUAAUAACACUUAAAGACACAUGUAUUCCUCAAAUACUCCUUUCAAACAGUUAAAGAAUUUACAGCUCGAGUUGAGUGUUGUGUUUAUGUUCACCUUGAUUUAUGUCUGCGUUCUCUCUCUGCAGCUCCACUUUGGCCCAGCCAGUUGGUCGACAACACGGGCUACUCCAAGCAAGACCUGGUCUCCCUCUCCGUGCUGCUCUUUGUCAAAUGGUAAGCUCCCUCCAUGCUCACUGUCACAGGAUGUCUCUGCAUCUACACAACGGCACACUCAGACCUUUUUCUAUUCAGUUGGAGUGUGCAGAGUCGUGCUGGUUAUCAUGACCUUCCUUUAGGGAGGGCAUGUUUCAGUCUGCUCCUUAAAGACACUUCAUCUGCGGUGACCUCUGCAGGCUAAGUGCCUCCUUGUGACGAAUGCAAUCACUUAAGAAAAAAAUUGGUUUUUAAAGCGAGAGGCUCUGGAUUGUUCAUCUUUUUAGAGCGAGGGCGGUUUCUUUCCCUACCCCUCUGUCUUGUAGCUUUACAGCUGAUUCGCCAAGUGGACUCUGAUUGGCUCAUUAUGUUCUGUAGAUUGUUUACUAACAGUGAACCUUCACAUUAUCCACGCUGAACAUUUGAUUUGUUUCUGAAGGCUAACAAAGAAAUCAGGCAUAUGAUUGUAAUAUCAAACUUACCUCUGCACACCACCGGGAGUUUUGACAUUUAUUCAGUAUUUCUGACGCAAAUUAUACGUUUAUAGGCAGUUUCAGGGCGCAGGACACCUGAGGGGAGAUUUCACACUGAAUAGGCGUUUAAUCUCAAACCCCAGCAGAUCAAAAGUCUGGCCUAUUAUUACCCAUAAAGGCUGUACAAAAGCCAAUUUCUCCUGUCGGUACUUUUUGUAUUUGAAUAGUUUCCUUCCUUUUGCCAGAGAAAGAAAAUUGACAUUCAAUCCAAACUGUGCGACACUCGUAGCUUUACAGCUGAUUUGCCGAGUGAGUAAACGAAAAGGACGCUAAUUGGCUCAUUAUGUUCUAUAGAUUAUUUACUACUGUUUCUGUAGAUUAAGUCCGACCUAUCAUUACCCAUAGAGGUUGUACGAAAGCCAAUUUCUCCUAACUACAAAAACAAGAGUGUCAUGUUUGAAGCCUUUAAGUCUGCUCUGCUCUGUAGCUGCACUUUUAAUGUACACAUUAUCUACACUUACACAAAUUAUGGUGAGCUUUCUAUCCAGAUUGUUAACAUAUAAGAAAUAGUCGUGGUAAAGGAAUAAGCUUCUUGUCCGUGUUAGUUGUAGCCUGUAAGAACAAGUGGGCUGGUAAACAACCACUCAUGCCUGUAGGAGGCCCAAAGGUUACAGAGUCAUAUCAGUGUUUUUUCAGUGUAGGAUACAUUUAGAUACAGUACGACACAAAUAUCUCAGAGGAUGUCUUGUGUUUUGGAUGUCUAACACUCAAUCUCCAAGCAUUCGUGUGAAUAUUUUUCCAUCGGUAGAAAACUGCUAGCAUGAAUUUCAAAUUCUGGCAAGAUUUGGUCUCUCUGUUGAUGGUGAAAGAGUUGAAGAGGCGUCAUUGAUGUGCUUUGGUAACAGUCAUCACAGCAUUACUCUUGCUCUUGAAAUACAAAUAUUAAUAUAAGCAGAAUAGGAAUGAAUAAGAACAAAUAAGGCAUGUCAACCGUUAACAAAAAGAUCAAAAACAAAGGUAUUUACUAAGACCGACUGUAACAGGCUGCAUGCAUAGCCGGCGCAUGCACACCAGUCGCACUAGAAAGAUCACGACACGGUUUAAGUUAAUCAGGGAAGAGCAAAGCUGUUGGUUAUUCAUAAUUUAUCAGCUGCAAAUGUCACGGCUUUAUUCUGCAAGAGAAAAAAGUCAUUAUCCCAGAGGUAAGAAAGUGGGAUAAUGGCUGAGCCUUUCAAUUUGGCAGAUGAUGAGGCUUGUUGACAUCUGUGUAUGGUGCACUGGGAAAACUUUCAAUGCAAACUAAGCAGGUGUUAUACCCCGCACUCAAAUACAGAGCACACGGGACUAACGCUGACAGUUACCGCUCUCAUUCUGGUAAAGCAGAUGCAAGUGUUUCUAAAAUGUGAAGGAUGACUGAGUGGCAACUUGUUGUUUGUCCAUUGUGAAUGUGGAACAAUAGCCACACCCUUGUUAAAAUUACAGAUUAUCAUUACCCAAACAUCAAAUUUCAAAGCCUAAAAUCAUGAAGGGAAAAUCUGCCAGCCUGUUCUCGGAUGAUUUUCUUUACCUUGGCUCACACAGGACUUUUUCCAGUCACUGCUCUCCCUUAUGAAAGACAUGAUCAGAAUUGAUUAGCGAUGUGUCUGGCUGUUUUCAGCAUGCUCAUAGCCACAUUAAUUAGAUAUAAGACCAUCUGUAAUGUCUGGUGACCAGGAUAAUGGAUGACCAUAAAGCAAACAUGAAGCCCUGAGAGGGCUGCAGAGUCAUAAAAGACUGAAGGAGGCAUGGAGGCUGUAGAUCUGGGGGAGUUUGAGUGUGUUUGUGUGUCUGAUCGGUGAAUCACCAGCUGAGUCACGGAAAUGUGCCUCAGGGUGAGUCACUUUGAUAGGUGAGCAUUGUAUCGAUAAACAGUAAUUCUCAAAUGGACGAGUAACAGGAUUUGUCCACGAGAGUUAAAUACGAGCAUGCAGCGAGCAAAGUGGAUCAAACUCAGUCAUUUUCUUGUCUCUUCUCCCCUCCCUCCCAAUCCUUUUUCUCCCCAUGUCUCCCUCAGUUUCAGUCAAGAUGUUCCCAAAGAUUACAGGCACGUGCCUCUCACUGGAGUCAAACAGCGAUUCGAAGACGAGGCCUUCCAGAGCAUCAGCAAAGAGAGGGUAACUGAUUCAGAGUUUUUGUUGCAAGUCUCGGUGGAAAAUGAAGAAGUGGGACGCCAUCUCUCCUCUUGGUUCUCACUUAUAUUCCUUUUACGUCCUUCAAAAGGUGAUGGACUACACAGAGUUAUGUCAGAUCUUGGAGAUUCCUGAGGUGGAGCCUCAGAUGGAGCUUCCCAGUCCGACUAGUCAGCCAGCGGAUAUCCAAACCUUCCUUGCAUCUCCAUCCAGCACCAGCAAAAAGUAAGCAAGUCCAUAGAAAUAGAUGCAAUCCAUCAAAUUUGAUGUGUGUGAUAUUAAAAACCCAAUUUGACUGAUAAAAGUGUUACACUUAUUGAGUGGGAUUGCGAAAUAUUCCAGGAUUCCUACGAUGUUCUUAUUUUCAUUCAGGGAUUCAAGGAAAUCGGCCUACGUGAAGAAGUUCGGGGCUCUAAAUUCCCUGUAGUUAGGCAGCUUCUCAUUCAAACUGACAAUGUGUAUGCGCGAGUAUCUCUCUGUCUAUGAGACCUACAUGUACACACUUUGACCGUCUGCCUCACCACCUGUCUUCUCCCAUCAACUGUGAGCUACAGAAACCGUUCAGGGCUCCAGAAAUUCAGCCCAUUGAGGACAUUAUGGCGUACAUUUAGGAUGUUUUUAAUUAAUUAUAUCAAUAUGUUCUGUAGAGUCUUGCAUGUUCUCACAAGCUCCUUAUCAUGAAUACAGCCAUUGUAGGGGAAGGAGCACCAGGGUCGAGUUGGAGAGCUGUUUCCUCAGCUUCAAGCUUCCUUUUCCUGCUGUAGUGAUGUUUCUACCUUCACCAUGGUUACCAAUUAGUGCACUUAGAAGCAGCUUUCCAGUCAGCUGUGUGUCUCUAACGGCCAUAUGAGACAAAUGAAGCCAGGCUCAGUACACAGAGUACUGGAGGCUACAUUUAAAACCCUUCACGAGAGCACUUGACGAACUUCAGCCCCUAUCACCUUCCACAAACUUUGACCUUACAGAAACCAUCAGGGCUCCAAAAAUUCAGCUCAUUGAGGACAUUAUGGGGUGUAUUUAGGAUUUUUAUUCAUUUAAAUUUUCCCCAUUUUACAAUCACUCAGUGAAAAUGCAUUAUUUUAUUCUUCAAACACAUAAAACUCAUUCAAACUGAUUCAAUCAUUUCUGAUACUUCAAAUUCUUCUUAUACUUGAUGAUUUUUAAUUAUUGAAAUUUUCCCUGUUUUUUAAUAAGUGGAAUUUCUUAAUGGAUUAAUACUGAGAUUAAUUUUAACAGGCGCAAUCCCACUCGCAAUGUCUUCAAAAAUUGCAUUUUCUAGUUGAUAUGUGAUACUGUUGAAAUGUGGUGCAUUAUGCAUCUUAGCCUGCAAGUACUACUUAAAACUUAAUAAGCUCCAGUGACAUGUUUUACAUGUUUAAAUCACAUAUGAUAUGACUUUAUGAUUAAAAAAAAGUCCUGAUGAGAGCUAAUUCACGCUGCUUCCCCGAGGCACUGGAGUAGUAUUACUUCUUAACUUGCUGUUAUGGUUUAUUCAAUAUCAGCAUUAAUUUUGCAUAAUCUGAGUCUGCCCAAUUCUUUUUAAUGGAGAACUGAACCCAGGGGUGCAAUAUUCACACAAGCAUUUGUGUGAAAGUCGUCAUCACCGCUGGAUAAUUUGGCCGACAUAUCUGUCUUUAUUGCUAUCAGUGGUUUGCUGAAAUUGGAAAAAGGUUUUGUACAAGUUUUAUAUUGGCAUUUUUUUCACACCAGCUUUUACACCAACUGCAGAUCAGAUUGUUGACAUCUGAAGUACUAAAAUGACAGAUGCAAAUUAUCCCAAAAGUGACUCACUAAACGACAGCUUCAGUGGCUCCUGCUCCCGCCUCUCUUCUUGCUCAUUUAGCAGCACUUAUCAGUUCAGACUCUCCUGCGCUCCAGGACUUGUGAACAGACCCCGUUUAGGAGGCGUUUGUUUUUUUGCCAUCUGUGAGACGCCGCGGUGACUCACCGUAACUCACUGAUUCUCCUCUUUCUCCCCAGGAGACGAGAUGACGCCAUGGAGGCCCACAGAGCCAGCUUCAUGGCCACGCCCACGGCAGAGCUGUCCAACCAAGAGGAGACGCUGCUGUGGGACAUCAUGGAGUGGAGCCUCGACAUGUCCUGCUCGGGUUACGAGGGGGACCAGGAGGAGGAGAGCGAGGUGGAGAGAGAAAGUGAUUGUGAGUGUUGAGGGGGUCCGGUCUGAUUCUUAGCAGAGCCUUAAGCAUAUAAAUGAAGUAAUGAAGUAAUCCAUAUAUAGAGGAGAGUAAUGCAUGAGUCACUCUUCAGUAGGACAUAAUGUUGCCAAAGAUGACUCAGCGGUUGCGAUGUCCUGCAUAAUAAAUCAGUGCAUGCAUUAAGGCCUCCAUAUUAUUCAGACUCCUUAUUAUGGACAAAUGUAAAUUGAUGUUCGCGUUAGUUGGGGUCUGCAGUUUCUGUAAACUUCACUAAGCAUGACUGAUGGUAACCAUUCUCCCUCUUGUCUUGCAAUAGUCUGCUCGGUGGACCAAGAGGAGGAGGACAGCAGCACAUAGGAGGAGAGUGUGUUUUAUAGUAUGUAUGUUUUAAAAAAAAAAAAUGUUCUAAGACAAAUAAAUGAAUCAACUCUAAA
Molecule: messenger RNA, 11300 nt
Organism: Xyrichtys novacula (pearly razorfish)
Lineage: Eukaryota; Metazoa; Chordata; Actinopteri; Labriformes; Labridae
Source: the annotation of a GenBank genome assembly